Parasteatoda tepidariorum (common house spider) is the source of this 1140-nucleotide messenger RNA. Its product is annotated as box C/D snoRNA protein 1. Gene Ontology annotation, cellular component: nucleus; pre-snoRNP complex. The record is from RefSeq and is a predicted model, not a curated record. Lineage: Eukaryota; Metazoa; Arthropoda; Arachnida; Araneae; Theridiidae. Gene Ontology annotation, biological process: maturation of LSU-rRNA from tricistronic rRNA transcript (SSU-rRNA, 5.8S rRNA, LSU-rRNA); snoRNA localization; box C/D snoRNP assembly.
UUUAUGUCUUGGAGUAAAACGUGAACGCAUGCUAGAUUGUUUUUGGUAAACUUUUGAGGAACUUAUUUUAAUUUGUUUUACGAAAACCGAUUUGUUAAAAUAUGUUAUAGGAUUUCUUUGAUACAUCUUUAAAAUAUUGGCCUUUUUAAUUGUGAAAAAGUAGCUGUUGUCUAUUUUUUGCUAAUGGAAGUGCUGACUCCAUCACAGAUACUCUGCAUUGCAGAAAGCGAAAAAGAAACCGUUAAUUUACCUGUUGACAAAAAUAUCCCAAUUGUACCGUUCAAAGAUGAAUUAAAACAAAUUAAAAGUGGUGCUGUAUUUCAAAAAAUAUGCUCAUCUUGUCAAGCUCCUUCAAAAUAUCAAUGUCCAAAGUGUUCAAUUCUGUCUUGUUCUGUUAACUGUGUGAAGGCUCAUAAAUUGGAAAAUAACUGUGAUGGGAUGAGAGAAAAGACUGCAUUCAUUCCGGUAGAAGAAUUCAACGACUCUCAACUUCAUAGCGAUUUUCAUUUUCUUGAAGAUGUGCGCCGAGAUAUUGACAUAGCUCGACGAGGGAAGAAGGGUAAAGGUCUCUUGUUUGGUCUUUUACCUCAUCAUUUAUUUAAAUUGCAAUUGGUUGCAAGAUUGCGCAAAACAGAUUUGCAAAUAUUACCUGUGGCAUUUUCCAAGCGAGCACGCAACACUACGUAUCUUAGAUAUGGUGACAAAAAAAUCUUCUGGAGAGUUGAAUGGGAAUUUCCUCAUGUUGAAUUUUCAUGUGUUGAUGAAAGAGUUGAUGAAGAUGAAAUCCUUGGAAGUUGUGUUGAUAAGUACAUCAAUGAAAAAUCAGAGCAUUCAAAUGAGAAACUUUCUUAUUACCAUUCAUUAAAAUUUUCAGAAAUAGCUAUUUUAAUGAAGGAUGGAAAUAGCCCUUCAAAAAUGGAUCAGUACCAUAUUCUGGAACUAAAUAAAAGCUUGAAGUCCAAUUUCAAGUAUAAGAAAAUUAUAGAAUAUCCAACAUUUCUUGUUAUAUCUAAACUUCACAUGUCAUGUUAUGAGACUGUACCAUAAACAAUAGGUAUUUAUUGCAUUUACAACAAAUGUAUUUACUGAGAAAAACUUUGUAAAUUUUGUAAAAAUAAAUUGUUUUAUUGCCUAUAUUUA